AUGUCCAACAAGAAAAUCAGCAUUACAUCUAGCAAUCCUAUUUCAAGAUACACAGAUCGUAAGGUAUUGGCUUCACAAACCUACCAGAAAAUCAGCAUUACAUCUAGCAAUCCUAUUUCAAGAUACACAGAUCGUAAGGUAUUGGCUUCACAAACCUACCAGGCAAUCUUGGAACAGAGAACUUCUUUUGCUAGGCCCUACAUUAAGGAUGGGAAGAACUGUUCAUGGUGGAUGAUUGACCUUGGUUCAUUUACAGAGGAAGCUAUUGGAAGAGAGGGUCUGACUAUGCAAUUUGUUCCAGUGAAUGCAACUACUAGUAGAGGACUGGAGGUUGUUGUCAGAUUCCUUCAAGAAUACUAUAAUGAAAAGAAAACUAUCCACCAGUACAAUGUGAAAAAGUCUUAUCUCAGUCUAUUACAAAGACAAUGUAUGAGAGUAACAUUCAUAAGGGAGAUGAUGAACUUAGAGGUUUACGACAUGCUAAUGGCAAUAUCAACUUUUACUAAUGGUAGACAACAAGUGAAGAAGUUGAAUUGGACAUAA
Messenger RNA from Lactuca saligna, 543 nucleotides. The record is from the annotation of a GenBank genome assembly. Lineage: Eukaryota; Viridiplantae; Streptophyta; Magnoliopsida; Asterales; Asteraceae.